Molecule: messenger RNA, 4770 nt
Organism: Saxophila tyrrhenica
Lineage: Eukaryota; Fungi; Ascomycota; Dothideomycetes; Mycosphaerellales; Extremaceae
Exons: 2
Coding region: 1-4770 (1589 amino acids)
Biological process (GO): tRNA methylation
Cellular component (GO): cytosol
Source: RefSeq, a predicted model, not a curated record
AUGCUUGAAGAUUCGGAUAAUAACGAUCGUUUGCUCGAUGAGGAGCAGCUCAAAUGGAUUGCUCGCAACUCCAAGACGCUGAUACCUCACCAGCAAGCCUCUGCUGGAGCUGACGAAGCGACGAUCGAUUUGAACUCCAAACUCCAACAGGUCUUGCGCACUUCAUCCCAGCACAAUCUUGGUGCAACACAUCGAGUUGCGGCAUGGAAUGCACUGUGCUCUCUCGUUGAUGGUUGCGCACACUCGGAUCGCCAUGAUCUACACAAACUCCUAUGGUCCAAUGACACCUGGCAUCGAAUCUUCUUCCUCUACUUAGACCAAAGCCACAAGGCAAGACCUAAGUCGUCAAAACAAUUGCUUAACACUCUAAGCUCAUCCUGGCUGAAGACAGAUGGUCCAUCGAAGAAGGGUGAAGUGGUCGCCGCGGAGCUGAUACGAACACUGCUCGAGGACAAUGAAGUCAGUAGGACCAAGGCAUGUUUGCAGGCUACUGUUCACUUCUUGUCUAGAGGUGUGGUGUCCAUCGACGGGAUCCUUUCACAGCUAGCACCCGAGGACGGCAGAGGAGGCGAUAUGCGGAUUCAAGAUAAGUUUCAACGGCUUCUAUCCUUGCUAUUUCAAGGUCUCGCACGCGGGGACGUGGGAUCAGCUACAGGCCAGUUGCUCGCUGUGCUACUUAACAAAGACUCCUCACCACAACCUUUGCCAGGUGCCUCAGGCUUCGAAUCGAUGCCGGCCUGGGUACCUCCGAUGAGGGACACAUUACUUCAAGGCAAUGUUGACCUUGGAGAACUGCGGCUAUACAUCUUCCCGGUCCUGUUCAAGCGGAGCGUACAUGAUUACCUGGGAUUCUUGCAGGCCCUGGGAGUGUAUCAGCUGCUCGCAACCGGACAUACGCACCACGACGAUGGGGUUCAUGCGCCCGUCUUGUACGCAGCUCUGCAGAGUGGCAAAGAACAUGGCCUGUUGUAUGAGACAGCAGACAGCUCCAUCUCACACUGUUCGACUCAUAUCUCGAUCCCAGUACGCUCCAUCGGCAGGAUGCUCCGGGAUCGCUCGCGACCUGCUCGUCUAACUGGACUCUCACUACUCAUCACUUCUCAUUCAGCAACACGUCCCCUUCCCGCAAAGACGUUUUGGCUGCUCAAACGCUAUUUGCACGUCUUCCUCGGCGAUAGCGACGCGGAUUUUCGUGGUGAAGUGUUCAGUUUGAUGCAGAGGCUUGUGGACCGCUUGAGGGCCAUUACCGCUGUGGCUAGCAGGCAGACGAAUGUCAGCAGCGAGGCAGCAGCUUCACUCUGCCACGGUCGUGACUUUCUGCACUGGCUGCUACAGUUUUUGGGCUCGGAACUGAGACCUACUGCCAGCUACCAGCAUCAUAUCUGCGCACUGAAAACGGUGCUCAUCAUGGCGAGGUCAGGACUGGACGAUGCGGUAUCAGUUACUCAUCUCUCGAAGACGGCUACAGUUGGUGAAGCAAAAUGGCCAUUCCACAUUUCCAUCUUGACGCCUGGACUUCGACGGGGGCUUUACGAUCUCCUCCUCGAUCCUUUUGACGAUGUCCGACAAACUUCAGCCGCAAUCUUAGGCAUUUACGCUAGCGUUCGGGAUGCUGAAUCGCAAAACGACGUGUGCAAUGAACUGUCGGGUAUCGUUGGGCGGUCUGAGAGUAUGAUGUUGGCAUCAGGACGAGCUGACCAAGCCGACGGUGUGGCACAUUUGUACGCGCUGCUCUAUCGUGAGCGCGCAGAGCAGCCUCAAGAACCGAGCUCGAGCAUGGCUCUAUGUCAAUCGGUUUUGACGCACUUGGUAGGCACUCUGGAGCAGAUGCUGGACACUGCCAAGAAAAGCCUCGCAACGGCGACUCAGAAAUAUCCUCUCCACGGUCUGCUGACCAGCCUGCGAUAUGUGCUGUGUCAGAAGGACUGUCGCUACGAUUCUGAAGACAUACCACAGCGGUUGGUGAACUGCUUGCAUUCUCUAUGGACUGUCGUUCGACCGGUGCUCUGUGACGAUGCUCCUGAAGGAUACGUGCCGGAACAGGCAGAUGAGACUAUCGAAAUCUCGACCAAGGACACAUUGAGCUACUGCUGGCGUGCACUGAAGGAAAGCAGCUUACUAGCAGGGAGCCUCAUCCAGCAGGCCACGAUAUCUACAGAACAGGUUCUUGCACUGAGCGACCUCUGCUUCACGCAGCUCUCCGAAUUAAGACAUCGUGGCGCCUUCUCUACAGUCGCUCAGACCUGGGUUGCUUGUUGUCUGCGCUGCCACGACCUCAAGACCGAAGACGGCCAAAGUGUCACCGAGCUGUGGUACGACAGAGUCCUUGGCAUCUUGAGAGACGGCCAUCUCAUCAACACUCGUCGCUCCGCUGGCCUGCCCUCCCUCGUCUGCGGACUGCUCAUCUCCCCUGGACAGCUCCCAUCUGUUGCCAAGGCAUUUGACGACCUUACGUCAAUUGCUCGGCAGCCUGUCAGUCAAACAAGUACACAAGAGAGCAGCCUACCACAGGUCCAUGCUCUGAAUUGUAUCAAGGACACACUCAAGAACACUCGCCUGGCCGAGCGAUCUGAACGCUACGUGGCACACUGCCUCCGACUGGCCGCGGAUUCCCUGCAAUCGGAACCGUGGGCCGUCCGCAACUGCGGCCUGAUGCUCUUCCGUGCUGUCAUUGACCGCCUGCUUGGCACCAGCGAAGCUCAUCUGGACGAAAGCCGGCAGGCCUCAACCACCAUCUCGACUCAGGAUCAUCCGGAGUUGCUAGGCAUCGUCCUGGAAAUUUUGCACGCCUCCCAAAGUGCCACUCACUCGAAGGGCAGUGAAGGCGUCUUCCCCGCUCUGCAGCUCCUGCAGAGUCUCGAGAUCCUUGCUUCGAGAGUGGACGAGAUACAGGAGGUGGUCCUCAACUUGACAGCGAACGCCUCAUGGCACAUACGAGACAAGGCUGCCCGCGUGUAUGCGAGGAUCGCGCCAGAGAGUACAUCCUUGAAGAGUGUUGAAGCUGUGCUGACUACUUCGACUUCUGGUCAAAACGCCCUUCAUGGCGCUUUGCUUUGUGUCAAGUACCUGGCUGUCGAAGCCCACCAUGCACGAGAAGCCCAAAGUCGCAACACAGUUGAUGAACAAAUUAGCAGGUCAGAUUUGCCAGCAGCGCGGAUAUCGGAAGCAGUAGCCUUGCUUGCACGAUGCGACAAGCUGUUUUACGGGAAAAUCUCGCACGCUGUCAAGGCAGCAUACGUCGAUGCAGUGGCGGAAUGUCGAUCGAGAGCAGUCCCAGCCUCACAGCCUGUUGAUUCCGACCCCCGAACGCAGGCAAAUCAAAGCAUGACGCCGCCACAGCCCUUCGAUGUCGAGUCAGAGCUGGAAGAUAUGCUGGUCCGUGCUCCGCGCAAUCCACGCUCAGCUGGCGACGGGGUGGUGCUCCGCAGUCUAGCAUGUGCAUUUGCUACUACCUCGGUGCGGCGCUUUCAUGCAGAUAUUGAGGAGAUGGAGACCAUCAUGUUCAACCUUGGCCCUCGUGAUGCCGAUGCCUGCUCAAUGCUUUUGAGUCGCUUAUCUUUGCAAGACAGCCUGGACGAGAGUGUUGUGCAGCUUUCGUCAAUACACGUCUGCACCGAUAUUCUUGUCGAUCAUACUUCGAUUGGCCUGAAGUGCCAAGCCCAAAAAUUCUUGUUGGACCUUUACGACAAGCACGAGCUCUCACCUGAAGUGCUUUCUGUAUUCCUGGAAGUCAUUGCGUAUCCGACGUCUCCGCUGGCAAGAGGAGCUAACCAGGCCUACGCAGAUCAGGGGCUGCAGCUCGGUGUCAUCGCGCUCGACCACCGCCUGGAGAGUCCCGACGACGACAAGUCGGUAAUCCAUCCAGAGCUACAGCGCUGGUCGUCCUUCUGCUCCGAAGCCGUGCGUGAAAGUGAGUCGUCCCUGUACAGCCGAGAAGCAGGUGCAUUUGCGCUUCGAAGGGUUCGAUCUGGAUUUUGGGAGUUCUUGAACCGCGAGAGCUCUCCGUGCUUCUUACGCAUGUGCCUUGCUGUUUACGAUCUCCUCAAUGACGAUGAUGAAGACAUUCGACUGCUGGCCGUGGUGACCGCGAACGACAUCGUUAAAGUCUCUGCAUUAGAGCGGCCCUCGGGUGUGCUGGAACCUGUCGAGGCCCGGAGCAGUAUUCUUCGCUUCAUGGUUCAACGAUGGCUCAACGAUGUCGAACUCGCCACGGAAGCAUACACGCGAGCUUUCAGACCGCCUGGUUCCGAUGACAGCCAUACGAUCGAGGAACAGCUAGACAACGCUGCAGCUGUAGAUACGGCGCUAUUCGCUGAGGAGAAACAGAACCUAUACAUUGACGACGCUACUGAGAUCAAAGCGUGGACGGAAGUCUUGCUUCGCCUGGAUGCAUUCGCAUUACCGCAGCAUUUGCUCAAUCACCUCUCGCGGAAAGUCAUGAGCGGCCUUGAGAGUCUGCUGAAGAAGGCGGCUAAUAACGACGACGGCGCGCUUGGCUGGAGUACUAAGCCAGGCGUCUUCAUUCUCGGCCUGCAGAUCGUGUACAGCGCUGAGGUCUUGUUGCAUCUCGUCGCCAAAGGACGAAGGGUGGCUGUUCGACCAUCAGAAUUGCGGUCGAAGUUGAGCAGGCUUGCUACGGUAUUUGCUGCUCAGAAGGUGAACGAUCUCUGGCAGCGUGAGGUCUGGAGAGUGCUAGGAGAUGCUACCUUACAGCAGGCCAUUCACAAUGCUCAGCUGAUAUGCCUAAUAGCAAAGAUAUUGGACAGGUAG